GCAGGAGCGCUUGCGCACUGGUCUCACCACCUCGGGGCCGCACGCGGGUAGGUAGACGAGAGCCCAGAGGAGGGGGAGCGGAACGUGCUGGCAUCUUUUUUUUUUUCCUCCCGCAGCUCGUGCGGUGCGUGGGUCUGCGGGUUCGAGAAGGUACGGAACACCCGGCCUUACUCGGCUUUCACAGCUCGCGUGUGAUUGAGGAGGAAGCCCUCCUGCUCCUCCACGAGUUGGAAGAGUGCAGCAUUCGCGCUCCCCAGUGUCUGGCCGUGAGCUUGUUGUGCGCCCCUUCUCCCUUUAACGGUAGCCCCCACGCACACACCCCAGUCCCUCAGAGUUGGUCUUGGCGCCUCAGCGCGCCCCCCUCACCCAGCCCCUUCCCAGCCUAUCCUGAUUCCCUCUGGCGGGUAGUCGGUUUCGUCCCUGAGCUCCCUGCUUGAAGGCGGAGAAGAUGGCUGGAGGACGUCUACUGCUGGGGGGCGACUUCCUGUCGCCGCCGCCGCUGCCCCCCCUCCCGCCGCCACCGCUGCCGCCCCUCCCGCCGCCCCCGCCCGAGCCAGUGCUGGAGCAGUGGCGCUAUAGCCACGAAAGUGACUGGCAGUGGGCUCUGCGGCGUAGCUUCAUCUGUCGGCACCUGCACAGCUAUCCCGGGGCUGCCCUCGACCAGCUCCUUGCGCUCUCCGCCGCCUGGACCAACCACGUUUUCCUGGGCUGCAGGUACAGCCCUCGUUUGAUGGAAAAAAUUAUGCAAAUGGCAGAAGGUAUUGAUAUUGGCGAGAUGCCAUCAUAUGAUCUGAUGCUGUCCAAGCCUUCCAAAGGUCAAAAACGUCACCUUUCAACAUACGAUGGUCAAAAUCCUCCUAAAAAGCAAGCCGGUUCCAAAUUCCAUGUGAGACCUCGUUUUGAGCCUGUACAUUUUGUAGCUAGUAGUACAAAAGAUGAAAGACAGGAAGAUCCUUAUGGUCCUCAAACAAAAGAGGUAAACGAACAAACCCAUUUUGCCAGCAUGCCAAGAAACAUCUACCAAGAUUAUACCCAAGACUCUUUCAGUAUCCAGGACGGGAAUUCUCAGUAUUGUGACUCAUCAGGAUUUAUUUUUACAAAAGAGCAGCCUGUAACAACCAACAUGUAUUUUGACAGUGGGAACCCUGCCCCAAGCAGCACCUCGCAGCAGGCAAACCCUCAGCCAGCUCCUGAGCCUUCACCAUCACAGACAUAUCCUGAGUCAGUGGUAGCUGAGAAGCAGUAUUUUAUUGAAAAAUUAACAGCGACUAUCUGGAAGAACCUUUCUAAUCCGGAGAUGACUUCUGGAUCUGAUAAAAUUAAUUAUACCUAUAUGCUAACUCGUUGUAUACAGGCAUGUAAGACAAAUCCCGAGUAUAUAUACGCUCCCUUAAAAGAAAUUCCUCCUGCUGACAUCCCCAAAAAUAAAAAACUUUUGACAGAUGGUUACGCUUGUGAAGUUAGAUGCCAGAAUAUCUACUUAACUACAGGUUAUGCUGGCAGCAAGAACGGGUCCAGGGAUCGAGCUACUGAGCUAGCUGUAAAACUCCUGCAGAAGCGUAUUGAGGUUAGAGUUGUCCGGCGAAAAUUCAAGCACACAAUUGGAGAGGACCUUGUAGUAUGCCAGAUUGGCAUGCUUUCCUAUGAAUUUCCUCCAGCUCUGAAACCGCCAGAAGAUCUGGCGGUGAUGGGCAAAGAUGCUUCCGGGCAGCCCAUUUUUAAUAACUCUGCCAAACACUGGACCAAUUUUGUCAUUACAGAAAAUGCAAAUGAUGCAAUUGGCAUCCUUAACAAUUCUGCCUCGUUCAACAAAAUGUCAGUUGAGUACAAAUAUGAGAUGAUGCCAAAUCGCACAUGGCGUUGCCGAGUGUUUUUGCAGGAUCACUGCUUAGCUGAAGGUUAUGGAACUAAGAAAACAAGUAAACAUGCAGCUGCUGAUGAGGCUUUGAAAAUUCUUCAAAAAACACAACCCACUUACCCGUCUGUCAAAAGUUCACAAUGCCAUUCAGGCUCCUCACCCAGAGGAUCUGGGAAGAAGAAAGAUAUAAAGGAUCUUGUAGUUUAUGAGAACUCUUCCAAUCCUGUGUGCACCCUGAAUGACACAGCUCAGUUUAACCGAAUGACAGUUGAAUACGUCUAUGAAAGGAUGACAGGCCUCCGCUGGAAAUGCAAGGUGAUUCUAGAGAGUGAAGUCAUCGCAGAAGCAGUUGGGGUGAAGAAAACGGUCAAAUAUGAAGCUGCUGGGGAGGCUGUGAAAAUCCUCAAAAAGACCCAGCCAACUGUCAUUAACAACUUGAAGAAAGGAACUGUUGAAGAUGUGAUCUCAAGAAAUGAAAUCCAGGGCCGCUCUGCUGAAGAGGCUUAUAAACAACAAAUCAGAGAAGAUAAUAUAGGAAAUCAGCUGCUAAGAAAGAUGGGUUGGACGGGUGGUGGCUUAGGGAAAUCUGGUGAGGGCAUACGGGAGCCUAUUUCAGUCAAAGAGCAGCACAAGAGGGAAGGGCUUGGUCUUGAUGUGGAGAGGGUCAAUAAAAUUGCCAAGAGAGAUAUUGAACAGAUCAUCCGAAACUACGCCCGCUCGGAGAGCCACACAGAUUUGACUUUUUCUACGGAGCUGACUAAUGAUGAGCGGAAGCAAAUACAUCAGAUUGCUCAGAAGUAUGGGCUGAAGAGUAAGUCUCACGGGGUGGGCCAUGAUAGGUACCUGGUGGUAGGCAGAAAAAGACGGAAGGAGGACCUACUAGAUCAGCUCAAACAGGAAGGCCAGGUAGGGCAUUAUGAGCUUGUUAUGCCCCAAGCAAAUUGAGAUCUUACUAAUUUAUUUUGUAAAUGCCUAAUGAGGCAGAUUUAUUAAAUGCUACAAGUUCUGGUUGCAGAGUAUAUUCAUUCUUAAAAUGUUUCACCUUGUUCAUUUCAUAUAGUGCUUUAUUAGAUAAUGGAACCUGAAGAAUUCUAUCCACUUGUAUUAGCUUAAUCCAGCAAGUGAUAUUGUGCAGUCACUGUUCGUGUCUUUGAUAUUGCUGUGCCACUCAGAUUAUAGUAGUUUGUACAAGCAAAAACACAUCCAAAUGGAAUUUCACCCCAAGAAAUUCACAUGUUAAAGGGCAUAGCACAGCAAUCUGCUACAAUAUGUAAAGUCGCUAUUGGCUCCAGUAAAACUGCAGUUUUAAUUCCAGACCUACUGAAAAUGUCAGAUCAUUUUGUAUUAUCUAUUUUCAUCUUUGUGUGAAGCCAGUAUAGAAUGUUUAACAGUAAACUGUAUGUGUAAAUGUCCUUACCAACUAAAUGAUGUAAAACUUUCUUAAAGUAAUUUUAGUGUUCUUUUAUUUAUAACUUCUUUCAUGUGAUGUCCAGUAUAUUGGACGUGACUUACUGUAUCUUGUGAUAUAUGGGUUUUAAUGAAUUCUAGUCUUCAUGCCGAGAGAGCACUACUUGAGAGAGCGAUUGAAAAGUUUCAAAAACUUUGACUCAACCUGACGAAGGGAAGCUUGAACUGUUCUUGGUGCCUUGCAGAGAGACUCACAGCAACUCUCCCUUGUAGCUUUCACUCAGUUCGGAUACACAGCACAUCCAGGGCAACCACAGCUGUGGUGGAGCUUGGUAAAAGACUGAAGAUACUUUGGUGCUUUGAUGAAAAGGUCGGUUGGCUGGUCCCUCUCUCAAAAAGCUUAUUAAGUCCCAAAAGCCAACUUUGUAACAUAUUUAAAACCGCUAUUUUCGCUUAUUCCUGGAAUGUAAAAAGAAAGUGUAUAAAAUGAAUUAGUGUAUGCUUCCUGAAUAAAAAAGAGCCAAAGUUAAUCAAAA
Messenger RNA from Octodon degus (degu), 3801 nucleotides. RefSeq names its product NFKB repressing factor (gene Nkrf). The record is from RefSeq and is a predicted model, not a curated record. Gene Ontology annotation, molecular function: RNA polymerase II cis-regulatory region sequence-specific DNA binding. NCBI's taxonomy places the organism in Eukaryota, Metazoa, Chordata, Mammalia, Rodentia, Octodontidae. The transcript is spliced from 3 exons. Gene Ontology annotation, cellular component: nucleolus; nucleoplasm. Gene Ontology annotation, biological process: negative regulation of DNA-templated transcription. The coding region runs from base 449 to 2803 and encodes 784 amino acids.